Aphanomyces invadans is the source of this 1687-nucleotide messenger RNA. RefSeq lists its product as hypothetical. The record is from RefSeq and is a predicted model, not a curated record. The coding region runs from base 25 to 1575 and encodes 516 amino acids. Gene Ontology annotation, cellular component: intracellular anatomical structure. NCBI's taxonomy places the organism in Eukaryota, Oomycota, Saprolegniomycetes, Saprolegniales, Verrucalvaceae. Gene Ontology annotation, molecular function: heme binding; FAD binding; nitric oxide dioxygenase [NAD(P)H] activity. Gene Ontology annotation, biological process: nitric oxide catabolic process; cellular response to nitrosative stress. The transcript has a single exon.
CAACAUUUCCGACCGACGGUCACCAUGGGCCACACGCACUCGAGCUUUGAGCACCGCCCGUCCAACCACCCGACGCCGUCGUCGAUCGUGUUUACAACAUCCGAUGGAUCGGUCGGCCUCACGCACGAAUUUGUCCACCACUACGUUCGGUACAUGCCGUUCGAGAUCAAGCAGCCCGUGCUCACGCGGCGCCACGUCCGCCUGAUCGAAGCCAACUGGACACUCAUCUUGAGCGGCAUGUCGUCGUCGUUUGACGAGUUUCGCCAUGGCAACCCAGACAAGUUUUUCCAUCGGACGUACUACAGCCUCCUCUUUGCCGUGAUGCCGUCGUGCCGCACGAUUUUCCGAUCGAGCAUGCACUUGCAGGGAAAAACGCUGUUUUCCAUCCUCCGCGCCAUGACAAGCAUCUUGCGCAGCCACGACCUGAUCGAGCGCAUGCAAGCGCUGGCGGAGCGCCACCUCGCCUACGGUUGCGAGCGCGGCGACUACACGACGGUCGGUGUGACGCUCUUGAAGACGCUCGAGAUCGUGAGUGGGGACCAGUGGAAUUUCGACGUCAAGGAGGCCUACUUGACCGCGUAUUGCUUGAUCUUGUACUUGAUGCUCCCUGUCAUUGUGCGAAACCCGCCAGCCCACGUUGCCGAGAGCCUCGUUGUCACGAUCACAGCGGUCGUGCACGGUCAGGACAACCACACGUCGCUUCAUCCUCACACGUACGCCGACAGCCACUCGGCCUUGCCCAGCCAGCGGCGCCGCGCGAACCACGGGAUGCGACGACUCACGUUGACGCAUUCGUUUCCGCUGCGGUUCUUUCCAGGUGACGGCGUCAUCCUCGGCGUGCCGGUUGUCGCUUCGAACGACGACACCAGCGACAACCACUUUAGCAACGGCUCCAUCGUCAAGCAAUACUUUCCCAUUGCUUCGUACCGGGCCAGCGCAUCCAACACACUUGAUAUUUACGUGGACGAGACGACAAGUGCCCAUCAUGCAUGGUUCAACCACAAGGACGCGUCCACGGUCGGGUGCUCGUCGCUGCGGCUCUUCUGGGUCGAAUCCGACCACCACUUUGAAGUAGACGACGUGCCCAAGCUUCCGACUCAAGUGUUGUUUGUUAGCUACGGCGUCGGCAUCGCGCCAUUCAUCGCGAUGGUCGAGGCCAUCCACAGCGUGCGGCAAAAGUACAACGGCCACGUUGUUUUCAUCCACUGCGCAGAUACGCUCGAGGACGCUGAGGCCGACUUGUCGCUGGCUACCAGUCUGGUCGACGUCCGCCAGUGGCGUCAGUGCUCGAUCCAAUGCGGCACCCCUCAAGCCAUGCUCCCACUCGUGUCGAUGGUGCCAAACCCGAUCGCACGACACCUUUACGUAUGCGGUCCUCCGACGUUUGUCGACUCGGCCACCGACGCGUUUACCAAGGCUGGCGGUCUCGACUUCAACGUGCACGUGAGUUUCUACGACAACUUUGGGAACCACGGUAAAACCCCCCAACACCCCUGCAAUGGACGAGAUGGACCCACAGGAGUGUGGAAUCUUCGGCGGGGCACAUCCUUGGCACGUGCCCCCAACGUGCCGUAAGCCACAUGCUCGCGACGAAAGCGGGGGUCAUGGCCGAGUUCGUUGACCAGGGCUUCUUGCGUCCACCUUUGUAAUUUAUAUCGAGACGGUCAGCUUUAUGCACUGACGGAUG